AUGGCUUCGGGCAUGGGGACUAUGGAACUAGAUGCUCGCGUAGAUGAUCGUCAUCAUCGAGAGCGUCUCGUAGACCUCCGCGUAAUUGGCGACACGCGUGUGAAUAAGAGAGUCAUUCUCAACGCCGAAACAAAGGACAAGGAUGGGCAGAACGGAGAUGCCAAAACAGCUGAUUUUGCCCUUCCCAAUGAAGAAGCAGACGACGAACCACCCUUACCUCCACAGUUCCCUGACGAGGAUGAUUUCGACGCUUUUAUUUGCUACAAGGAUGCGCCUGCGUCAAAUGCCACGAAUGAAAAUGUCACGGCAGAAGUUACUGAGGAACCCAAGGACGAUACACCAACAACCAAUUCUAGGAAACGAAAACCUGAAGAUAAUUCAAACGAUGAGCCUGACGCCAAGCGAUCCAAGGAGGAAACGUCAACAGAGGUCCCGACAGACCCUGAGUUGAAAUCUACCAAGUCCUCAAAGCCCAAGCACGAGACCCUCCCAGCCAGUUGGCCCUCUGGCACGUUUUCCCUUUUCCUCAAAGAAGAUUUCCGCGACUACCUCUGCCGCUGCCCAUCCUGUUUCCCCAAUCUGAUCCCACACCCCCAACUCCGCGAGGAGGAGGACACAUACGAGCCCCCGCUUUCCAAAGAUGGGGACAACCCCAACGGCGCUGGCAGCCAUCAUACAGGGAGCCUUCUGGAUCGCGGAGAGGCGGCGUUAAGUAACAUAGACCGUGUACGUGCAAUUGAGGGGGUGAUGGUGUACAACCAUUUAAAGGACAAGGUGAAAGAGUUCUUGAAGCCAUUUGCGGAGAGUGGUCAGCCUGUUGGGGCUGAGGAUAUUAAGGCUUAUUUUGAGAAGUUGAGAGGUGAUGAUCAGGGGAUUAGGGAGGCUGGGGUGGCGGUGGAGGCGUCUGGGUCUGGGCCUGGAUCGCGUAAGGACGGUGGAAGUGGCGGUGAUGCUGGUGACGGUCGGAGGGAGCAGAGUGGUGAGUUUCCCGUUCCAUGA
Paracoccidioides lutzii Pb01 is the source of this 999-nucleotide messenger RNA. RefSeq lists its product as hypothetical. Gene Ontology annotation, molecular function: ubiquitin protein ligase activity; zinc ion binding. The coding region runs from base 1 to 999 and encodes 332 amino acids. Gene Ontology annotation, cellular component: cytoplasm. The transcript has 2 exons. The record is from RefSeq and is a predicted model, not a curated record.